CUGGUUCCACGAUAUUAGCAAACAUGGGGGCAUCGAGCUAACGACGCUAACUGUCAACCAAAGAGACACUUUCGUUGUGUGUGAAGACUUGAAUGUUGAGGGAAGACAUGUUGUGACUGAAAGUUGCCCUCCAGUCCAGUUGCAGCAGCAAUGUUGCCCUCAACCAGCGCGGCGGUCCGGUCCGCUGUCAAGCUGCUGCCGACGCAAAGUCCAGGAUGCGUCCGGUCCGCCUACAGAACCAUAUCUGUGAAACUCGGAGGUUUAAAACCCAAGACCGUUCCCCCUCGGUACCUGGGCCAGCCCAGCCCGUUCACUCAUCCACACCUCAUCAAACAUGGUGAGGUGACUCCGGGCUUGAGCCAGACAGAAUACGAGCUCCGCAGACACCGGCUGGCCUCGCUUGUCGAGGUCCAGUCUGACCGUCUGGGACCCUCGGCCUCCUCCGGCACCCAUGUGGCCGUUGUGUUGUCCCAUCCGACCCGCUACAUGACCAAUGACAUCCCCUAUCCCUUCCACCAGAACCAGGACUUCCUCUACCUCAGUGGCAUCCUGGAGCCCGACAGCGCCCUGGUCCUUUACGGGAAGGGACGACCAGACCAGGCCAUCCUGUUCGUCCCCCGCAGAGACCCGGGGAGAGAGCUGUGGGACGGGCCUCGGUCCGGGAAGGACGGGGCGGCUGCUUUGACCGGCAUAGAGCGAGUCCACAGCACAGAGGAGCUGGGAGUUGUGCUCAGGAGCCUGAAAGGCACGGUGCUGUGGUACGACGGUUCUCCGCCCGCCCACCCUCGGCUCCACCAGGCUCACGUGGGUCCCGUGUUGGAGGCGGGGCCGAUGCCGCACUCUCUCAGGCCCCUCAUUCACUCUCUAAGGGCCCUCAAGAGCUCCGCAGAGGUAGCGCUCAUGCAGGAAGCGGGUCACAUCACAGCACAGUCCUUGUCGUUCAGGCUUUCAGGAGGACGAUGGCUCUGUCUCAAGGGGACGUGGACGAGGCGGUGCUCUUUGCUAAGUUUGAUUAUGAGAAUCGUGUCCAUGGCGCCAACUUCCUGGCCUACCCCCCUGUCGUUGCUGGAGGGAAUCGAGCCAACACUCUGCACUACAUCAACAACAACCAGAUCAUCAAGGUACAGAAAGGAUGGUGAGAUGGUGCUGCUGGAUGGUGGCUGUGAAUACUUUGGUUACGUCAGUGAUGUCACUCGAACAUGGCCAGUGAAUGGAAAAUUCAGCCCGGCACAGGCGGAGCUGUACGAGGCCGUGCUGGAGGUCCAGCGCUCCUGUUUGUCUCUGUGCUCCCCGGGCGUCAGUCUGGACCACAUCUACAGCACCAUGCUGGCUCUGCUGGGGCGGCAGCUCCGGCAGCUCGGCCUCGUCAAAGCCGGCACCGGUGACGCCGAUGUACUAAAGGCUGCACGACGGUACUGCCCCCACCAUGUUGGGCAUUACCUGGGCAUGGACGUCCACGACACUCCCGAGACGUCCCGCUCACAACCUCUCCAGCCAGGAAUGGCCAUCACGAUAGAACCAGGGUUGUACAUCAGCCAGGACAACGACCAGGUGCCGGAGCGUUUCCGCGGCCUGGGCGUCAGGAUCGAGGACGACGUGGUGAUUCGGGACGUGGGAGGCCCUCUGAUUCUGUCCCGUGACGCGCCGAAGACCAUCGGUGACGUAGAGAAGGCCUGCGCCCCGAGGUAGGGCGGGGAGAGACCGGCGAGUGAGCCCCGACAUCGGUGGCAGGUUGAGUGCUGUGUGUCUCCGUGGCGAUGACGUCAACAGGCGCCCAGGUGCGUGAAAGGUGGGAGAAAACUGUGAGACUCUUGUUAUUGGUCUCAGUGAGGCUUUAAAGAAUGUAGAAACAUCGUGGUUCAGAGAAACCAGUUUCACGGUCAUAGUUUCCAACAGUGAACGACGGUGAAGAACUCAACAUUAAAAAAAGGGUUUACAGAGUUACGGUGAAGCUUUGGAGCUCACGCACGUAUUCUACCCGGUAACUGACGUAUUCCUGCUCAACAAUGUUUGCUACAGCACAUUCACAAAGAGACUAAUCUUUAUCAUGUAUAACACUUCUCGUGUUGUGAAAUCUAAUGCUGGACCGUGAUCACAGGUAUUUUCAGCUGCGGCCCCAGUGGUUAGAUCCCGCAGCCAUGGAAACAUUUUCAUUAUUAAAACCUCUCCACACCAUGUUUUGCAGAAUUGCCACAAUCGUGGCACACCAGGAUAUAAUUAUGUGUUUGUUGUCUCUCUCAAAAAGGUACGAACACUUAAUUAGUUUCUUGCACACAAAUCAUUCUCCCCUCGCUCCGAUGUUGAACUCACUCACUGAGCUGCAGGAAGGACCAGUUCAUGGCAAAUUAACAGACGAGUGAUGAAUAAAGAUGAAUCUGUCUUCAACCGCUGCGCCCCACAAGCCUGGAAAGGGUUGGAAAUGACUGUAAAAGUGCUCACUGAAAAGAGUUUGUGCGUGUUGUGUGUUCAAGCGAGAGAAAAUAUGAUUUAUUACUUUUUUUAAAUUUAUUUGUGUGUAUUUUAAAUGAUUUCAUUCUUUCCUUUUCAAUACAAAUGCAUGCCUUUUUUCUUUUUGCUGACAAAAGAUAGAAACAAGUUGAAGAAUGUAGGCUGAAUAAUUAAUGGGUGGGUGGAGGACUUCGUACUAAACUCUGUAACAUACUCCAUAUAUCGGCGUUUAGUUGUUAGGUGUUCAAAGUACCAGAAGGAGUUGAACAAAUUCAACCUUAAAAAAAAAGAAGACACUGUAACUCUCAAAAUGCUUGUUUCUGAUUGGCUCGCAGGUGUAACAAAUAUUUGUCAAGACAGCUCAAGCAUACUUCAGGGCAAUAUUUGAACCACCGUUGUAAAUCAGAGCAGACGACAGAUAUCCAAAGCAACGGUGCUUAUUUUACACUACAUUUCCAGUUCAACUUGUUAAGAUAUGCUUUUUAAAUAUUAGGAUAUAAUGAAAGUUAAGCACAAGUCGGAAUUUAUCAGUCGAGCUGAGUUAAAUAUGGUUGUUUAUUUAUAAGGUGAACUAGUUGAAUGGAGGUUUCAGUGGAUCCUAGUAUUAAAACAACCGGAUCUUAUGGUGAGUCAAUAUCGUGACGAAACAUUCACUUCAAGCAACUCAACAAAAAGUUGAUUGAAAAGCACAAGUUGGGAUUGAUACAAUGACUCUUUCAAGUCUCUGAGUAUCAAAUACCAAAUAUGUAUUAAAUACAAACUUGGAGGGUAUAAAAAUGUAUGCAAACACGUGUGCAUUAUUUUGUAUGUCAGAUGAUUUGCCAUAUUGGGUGUUGAGAGUACCAAGUCCUACUGCUGUGUUAUCAGACAGUUUUGAACGACUGUAGAGUAAAUAUUAUUAGUAGAAAUGUAAGUAAAAGUACAUAAAAGUUGUACCUAGUGUGUGUGUCAGCUGAGUAAACUGCUGUAUAGCAGAGGAUUGGAGCACCACUGCCCCCUACAGGCUGAACUCGGCCACUGCCGACGGAGCGCGGCUCCGGUUUCCGGACAAUCCCGAACACCUACGAAGACAACCUCCCCUGUUCUUCCCUUUCCUCCCUCCCUCCCUCCUCCCCUUCACGCCUAAUGUUGCUGUACCUUCAACCCUCCCCCCGUAUCAGGAGUAGAAACAACAAGCCGCCAUUUUGUUUGUGCGGACAGACCGUCAGAAACAGGAGGAGAUAACCGAGAGAAGGAGCGACUCCGACGGCCGACGGCAGUCACUCCGGGACCCAGCGGAGAGCGAGAGAGUGGCGGCGGCGGAAUCCUGUCCGUGUUACCGGGAGAGAGGAAGCACCACCGAAAAGAUAAGGCGACAGCGGAGGGAAAACCGAGUCGGCGAUAAAUAAAUAUAUAUAUAAUUAUU
Pseudoliparis swirei is the source of this 3853-nucleotide messenger RNA. It is a transcript of the gene xpnpep3, whose product is annotated as X-prolyl aminopeptidase 3, mitochondrial. NCBI's taxonomy places the organism in Eukaryota, Metazoa, Chordata, Actinopteri, Perciformes, Liparidae. The record is from RefSeq and is a predicted model, not a curated record. The coding region runs from base 151 to 1689 and encodes 512 amino acids. The transcript is spliced from 12 exons. Gene Ontology annotation, molecular function: metalloaminopeptidase activity; manganese ion binding. Gene Ontology annotation, cellular component: mitochondrion.